AUGGGUUCUCUUCCUGUUCCUGAGGGCAUGCGAGUUCUUGUCUGUCCUUCAGGAUUCAAGGGCAGCUUACAGCCAGACGUUGCUGCUGAUUGCAUCGAAGCCGGAAUUCUGGCUGUGAUGCCAGAGGCCAUCGUCCGCAAGGUUCCCCUUGUCGACGGAGGCGAGGGUUUCACUCGUGCCCUUGUAUCGGCGACUGGCGGUACGCUUCAUCCAGUCACCGUCACCGGCCCCGUGGGCAUCCCGAUUGCAUCCUUCUUUGGCAUCCUUGGAAGCAGCAACCCAGAUACGCCAAAGACUGCCGUCAUCGAAAUGGCAGCGGCCGCUGGCCUGAGCCUUGUGCCUUCUUAUCUUCGCAAUCCGGGCGUUACCACAACUUUUGGAGUUGGGGAGCUCCUAGCCGCUGCAUUGAGCGCUGGUGCGAAGCGGAUCGUCGUCGGAUGCGGUGAUUCGGGCACCUGUGAUGGCGGCGCCGGAAUGCUUCAGGCGCUUGGCGCUCAACUUACAGACGAAGAUGGACACUCGCUACCCAUUGCUGCCGGGGGCGAGUCUCUUCUGCGUCUGAGAAACAUUGAUCUUGGCGGCAUCGACAAGCGCCUCAGGGACGUCACCAUCGAGGUUGCUGUCAACUGGAACAACGUGCUUUCUGGACCGGACGGCGUUGCCAGAGUCUUUGGUGCGCAAAAAGGUGCCAGCAUACUGCAGACAGAGCGACUUUCAGCAGCCAUGGAAGUCCUCGCCGUCGUGGCUGGCCGCUUUCUCUGCGACGAGAACGUGGGCCUCUCGCCUGGCGGAGGAGCUUCUGGAGGGCUGGGCAGCGGUUUGCGGCUGAUCGGCGCCAAGCUCCGGCCAAGAUAUGAGGUGGUGGCGGAGUAUGUCGAUUUCGACGGCUUGUUCACCGACUGUGACCUGGUGCUCACGGCCGAAGGGGGUAUCGACGACCAGACUCCGCGGGGCAAGAUUCCCGCAGAGAUUGGCGUGCGCGCGAAGAAGCACGGCUUGCCUGUCAUCGCCAUCGCGGGAACCAUAGGGCCAGGAGCGCGGGUCAACUACGACGUCGGAAUCGAUGCGUACACGUGUAUCCUGCAGCGACCAUCCACGCUGGACGAGGCCAUCUUGGACGCGGAGGUUCUGACACGCGAGAGCGCCGAGUGCGUCAUGCGGAUGAUUGUCGUGGGCCAGGCGUUGGGGUCCAAGAAGGGCUUGCCCAUGGCGCAGCAGCCGACUUCGACAUGGGUUUAG
This is a messenger RNA of Colletotrichum godetiae, 1239 nucleotides long. RefSeq names its product glycerate kinase. Bases 1 to 1239 code for a protein of 412 amino acids. The transcript has a single exon. Gene Ontology annotation, molecular function: glycerate kinase activity. Lineage: Eukaryota; Fungi; Ascomycota; Sordariomycetes; Glomerellales; Glomerellaceae. The record is from RefSeq and is a predicted model, not a curated record.